Messenger RNA from Cyprinus carpio (common carp), 2045 nucleotides. RefSeq names its product coiled-coil domain-containing protein 62-like. NCBI's taxonomy places the organism in Eukaryota, Metazoa, Chordata, Actinopteri, Cypriniformes, Cyprinidae. The record is from RefSeq and is a predicted model, not a curated record.
GCCCGGCAAGCGCGGAUCACAACACGCAGUUUGAGAAUUCCGAAAAUAAUCACCCGCUUCUUGUCACAUACAUUUCACAAUGAUUCUGAAUUUAAAAUAUUAUUGUUUUUUUAAUUUAAUAAUAAUUUGGAUUAGGAUUUAGGGUGUUUAUAUUGCAUUUGUUGUUGUUGUUUUAACCCCGAGUGUCUUGUUUACAUUUAAAUAACGCAUCUUUAAAAACAAACUAAACUGUGUGUCAUAAUCAGGCUAAAAAAAAUCAAAACAAGAUAUUGAUAUUGUGCAUCGCUAUGAUGUAGACGCUGCUGUUUUGUUCAUUUAAAGUGAAGUUAGAUGUAAUAUGAAGUCUUGUCUGCUAGUCCAGACAUUUGUGAGAUGAGAUGGAGGGAUUCAAGGAAAGAUGGAACUCUAAAACUCCUGGAAGUUUUUCGAUAUCAAAAGGAUCUCCAGUGGAACCCUGGCACAGCACUCCUGUAAAAAAGAAUGUUUUUGCUGCUAAUGAGACCCCAGAUGUUUCUUCCACCAAACUCAGAGAUGAAGACAGAACCAGACCUGCAGCGCUGAGUCUGCAUGAGCUCUCAAAACCAAUGUCCUCUUUCUCAUUAAUGCAGGAUUUUCAGACCCCAGUUAAUGGAUUGGAGGUCUCCACUAUCCAGAGGCAGCGUCUGGAGCUGCAGCUUCUCAUAGCAGAACUAAAGGACCGUGACCAGGAGCUCAAUACUAUGGCAGCAGCCCAUCACAAGCAGCUGCUAUCCUGGGAACAGGACCGUCAGAGAGUACUGAUCCUGGAACAGAGAUGUGCCCGACUGGAGGACGAGCUGGAGCAGCGUAACGAGGUGAUCAGAGCUCUCAGUAAGCGGACGAAGGUGGCAGAAACGAGAGAGAAAGACGUGUACAGAGAGCUCAACAGCUCUCAACAGCAGCUACACGAGCUGAGCCGCAGACAGAUGAACACCUCCAGACAUGAGCAGGACUUGGAGGAGAGGAACCAGAGUCUGGACUCGACGGUCAUGAUGCUGUCAUCACAGCUGGGGCAGCUGCAGGUGCGCGAGGAGGAGCUCAGCUCCAUGCUUAAACUGAAGGAUAAAGAUGUGAUUGAGGCCACCAAUCAAAUUUUAGAGCUGUCCGGUCAUCUGUGUGAACUAGAGAAAUCUCUCGAAGAGCUGCGAACACGUGAGAGCAAAACGCUGCGAGAAAUGGAGGAACACAAACACUGUUUCAGAGAGAGCAGACACGAAAACACACAACUGAAAGCCGAGCUUCAGGAGAAAACCAUUGAGAACAACAGCCAGAGAGAAGAGCUCAUCCGCUUAAAGCAGGAAAACCAGCUGUUGAAGAGAGACAUCACUGCUGUUGAACUUCAGAUGAUGAAUGAAGAUAACAGCUGGAGGGAUGAAUUACUUGAACUUUCCCGAUCAAAACAAGCUCGAGCUGGAUCUGAGCUGCUCUGUCUGCGGCAGGUGUGUGAAAACCAACAGAAUGAGCUCCAGCUGCUGAAGUUGAACUUGGAGAGCGCCAGAGAGUCACUCCGACAUCAUGAGGGUGGUCACGAGAGAGUGCAGCAGAUCUGAGCCUUCUUCAUCUGGAUUGCCCCGCCCCCUCUCACAGAAGUAGGCGGAGCUCUGUCUGUUUACCUGAUUCUACGCUAAGCAUUGAACUCUGUGCCAAUGAUGUAGCUCACCACGGCAUUGAGGAGGGGUACAGCUCAUCCACAACACGGUUACAGCGUCUGCUGGCUGAGUCUCAGGAAAUGGUGGCAGGUUUGGAAAGUUCUACCAAGAAAUCUGUCAGCCCAACGAAACCUCAGAGCCCAGCGGACUGUGAUAGUGGUCGUCACCUCCAAAGUAACCAUGGCAACGGCAGCCCCUCCCAAACCUCCACCCAUAGCCAAACACGCGGGCAAAGUGACUCCCAGAUCGAAAGCAGCCCACGCUUGCAACAAGGAAGCAAGUAACAUGGUCCAUAAAGUGAUGAGAAGCAGCGAAUCCCUGUUUACUGCCAUCUUCUCUCACUGCUUUGAAAAAAUAAAUUACUUUUUUGCAACCAAA